Molecule: messenger RNA, 1620 nt
Organism: Lasiodiplodia theobromae
Lineage: Eukaryota; Fungi; Ascomycota; Dothideomycetes; Botryosphaeriales; Botryosphaeriaceae
Product: Hexokinase
Exons: 3
Coding region: 1-1620 (539 amino acids)
Biological process (GO): intracellular glucose homeostasis; glycolytic process; glucose 6-phosphate metabolic process
Cellular component (GO): cytosol; mitochondrion
Molecular function (GO): ATP binding; D-glucose binding; fructokinase activity
Source: RefSeq, a predicted model, not a curated record
AUGGGGGCCAAGUCUUCGAGGAUAGCGAGGAGACCUGCUGUCGUCGAGGCAAGGCGUAUUGCUGCCGAGUUCAAUGUGUCCGCUGAAGAUGUGCGGAAAACGGUAACGCAUUUCGUGCAGCAGAUGGAGGAUGGACUUGCCAAAGAUGGAGACACCAUGAUACCGUCAUUUGUUACCGCCCUGCCCACUGGAACCGAAAAGGGCGUUUGUCUGGCUGUGGAUAUCGGAGGAACCAAUUGUCGCGUCUGCAGCGUUGAGCUUCACGGAAACCGCACCUUUUCCAUUAAGCAAACGAAGGCCACUAUCCCCCAGAAUCUAAGGAUUGGGAGUACAUCUGCAGACCUUUUUUCUUUCAUUGCUCGCGAAGUGGAAGCGUUUCUGAAGAAGCACUACAGCAAGAGAUAUGAUGCACACAAAGCGCGGGGGCGCGACAGUCCAGUCGUUGAGAGUGAAUCCAUGCAGAUGGAUCACCUUCCUCUUGGCUUCACUUUCAGCUUUACCUUCCAGCAGGUCGCCAUUGAUAAAGGCAUCAUGGCCCGAUGGGAUAAAGGCUUCGACAUUCCGGAUACCAUAGGAAAGGACGUCUGUGCACUUUUGCAGGAACAGAUCGACAAGCUAGGUAUUCCUGUUCGUGUCACUGCGCUUGCAAAUGAUACUGUUGGAACGUUGAUGGCACGAUCUUACACCUCUUUGGGAGACGGAUCAUCCAUACUCGGCGCGGUCUUUGGGACUGGUACCAAUGGGGCUUACGUUGAAAAACGGGAGAACGUUACGAGACUUGGUCUUUCAGAUGAGCAAGCGAAUGACAUGAUUGUCAACACGGAGUGGGGUUCGUUUGACGAAAGUUUGACGGUCCUGCCGGAGACGCCGUAUGACAAGAAGCUUGACGAAGUCGAUAUCCACCCAGGAGAGCAAAUGCUUGAGAAACGCGUCAGUGGAAUGUACCUAGGAGAGCUCUUUCGACUUGCUCUCCUUAGCGUCUUGGAGAAGUCAGAACUUGGUUUUCUCAAGAGCUCCUCGAAGGGUCGCCUUUCCAAGGAUUCUCCGUUAUUCAAGCCCUACGGACUGGACACGAGCAUCAUGAGCACCAUCGAAGCGGACGAAACUACCUUGCUGUCAGUAACCCGACGUUGUCUCGAAAAGGAGUUUGGUCUUGCACGAGCUUCCAUAGAGGAUGCGGCCGUUGCCAAGAUUAUCGCUGAGGCCAUCGGGCGGCGGGCGGCUCGUUUGAGCGGUGCUGCUAUUGCUGCUGUCGUUGUCAAGACUGGCCGGCUCAAUGACUCGUCUGGAAAGGCAAAUUACCUGGAUGUGGGAGUAGAGGGUUCCUUGGUGGAACACUAUCCUGGAUUCGAAGAAAACAUUCGCGAUGCACUGCGAGAUGUUCCGCAAAUUGGGCUCGAGGGUGAGAGACGCAUUCGUAUUGGCCUUGCCCGGGACGGAAGUGGAGUGGGUGCAGCACUUAUCGCCAUGGUUGCCGAUAAGCAAAGGGCACAGGCAGUAAAGGCUGGUGCGAAUGGUGGGCUCGACGCGACGGGAAAGGGCCUUGAGGUUGUGGAAGAGAGGAAAUUAUCAGCUGCAGACACUGGCCCUGCGUCAGAGCAAUUAGUUUCUGCGGUUUGA